AACAUCCCCCAACCUUUGGCUUAUCUCCCAGUUCACCUGACCUUUUUCAGCACCCAAAAUUCUAUUUUCUCCCCGACCCACCAUUAUAAACCCCUUUAUUCAAGCAUCUAGACUUGAUUUCCCUAUCUUAUGGUCCCCAGGGCCGUAUUUGCCGAUUAUACUUCUUCGUUUUGCGGGUGGUAGAAGGCACACCUCGUUCCCUAUUUCUUUUCCAUUUGCCUUCCCUGUCCCUCCCCUUCCUCUCCGCCCCCGCCCAUCAUAGACUCCCUCCUCCCUACUCGGGUGACGCAGAAACUUUCUAGAAAUCCUUCCCAUCGGCCUUUGCGUUUCCAACAUGGAGGACCUGACGGUGGAAGUGCGCGGCUCUAACGGAGCUUUCUACAAGGGAUUCAUCAAAGAUGUCCAUGAAGAUUCGCUCACGGUUGUUUUUGAAAACAACUGGCAGCCAGAACGUCAGGUACCAUUCCAUGAGGUCCGAAUGCCCCCCUUACCUGACAUAAAGAAGGAAAUAACAGAGGGAGAUGAAGUUGAAGUGUACUCCAGAGCUAAUGACCAAGAACCGUGUGGAUGGUGGCUUGCAAAGGUCCGAAUGAUGAAAGGAGAGUUUUAUGUUAUUGAGUAUGCUGCUUGUGAUGCUACGUACAACGAAAUAGUCACAUUUGAGCGACUUCGACCUGUAAACCAGAAUAAACCUGUAACAAAGAAUUCUUUCUUUAAAUGCACGGUGGAUGUUCCCGAGGAUUUAAGAGAAGCGUGUGGGAGCGAAAAUGUGCAUAAAGAGUUCAAGAAGGCAGUAGGCGCCUGCAGAGUUUAUUUUCACACAGAGUCUAAUCAGUUAAUGAUAUUGUCUGCAAGUGAAGCAACUGUGAAGAGAGUAAACAUACUGAGCGACAUGCACUUGCGCAGCAUUCGAACUAAACUAAUGCUUAUGUCAAGAAAUGAAGAAGCCACCAAGCAUUUAGAAUGUACAAAGCAGCUUGCAGCAGCAUUUCAUGAGGAAUUCAUCGUUCGAGAGGAUUUAAUGGGCCUGGCCAUAGGGACUCAUGGAAGUAACAUCCAGCAAGCCAGAAAAGUUCCUGGUAUUACAGCUAUUGAGCUGGAUGAAGACAGUGGAACGUUUCGAAUCUACGGCGAAAGUGCUGAGGCAGUUAAGAAAGCCAGGAGUUACUUAGAAUUUGUCGAAGAUUUCAUUCAAGUCCCCAGAAACCUAGUUGGAAAAGUCAUUGGUAAAAACGGAAAAGUAAUUCAAGAAAUAGUGGAUAAGUCUGGAGUGGUUAGGGUGCGGAUUGAAGGAGACAAUGAAACAAAGUUACCCAGAGAAGAUGGUAUGGUUCCUUUUGUCUUUGUGGGCACCAAGGAAAGCAUUGGCAAUGUCCAGGUUCUUCUAGAGUACCACAUUGCCUACCUAAAAGAGGUAGAGCAACUUAGAAUGGAAAGACUUCAGAUUGAUGAACAACUUCGUCAAAUUGGCAUGGGGUUCAGACCAUCUUCAAGCCGUGGAACAGAGAAAGAGAAAGGUUAUGCAACUGAUGAAAGCACAGCUUCAUCUGUCCGAGGAAGCAGAUCAUACAGUGGGAGAGGCCGGGGCAGACGGCCAAAUUAUACAUCUGGGUAUGGUACGAAUUCUGAACUUUCAAAUGCUUCGGAGACUGAAUCUGAAAGAAAAGAUGAGCUUAGCGACUGGUCCCUGGCUGGUGAAGAUGAUCGUGAAAACCGUCAGCAGAGGGAUAGCAGAAGGCGUCCUGUUGGAAGAGGACGUAGCGGAUCUGCUGGCCGAGGUCGAGGAGGGUCCAGAGGUGGCAAGUCUUCAAUCAGCUCUGUGCUUAAGGAUCCAGACAGUAACCCUUACAGUUUACUCGAUAACACAGAAUCUGAUCAGACAGUCGAUACUGAUGCAAGCGAGUCCCACCACAGUACUAACCGCCGCAGGCGAUCACGUAGGAGGAGAACUGAUGAAGAUGCUUCUCUAAUGGAUGGAAUGACAGAAUCUGACAAUGCGUCUGUUAACGAGAAUGGCUUAGAUGAUAGUGAACAAAAACCCCAGCGACGCAAUCGUAGCCGCAGGCGUCGCUUCAGGGGUCAGGCAGAAGAUAGACAGCCAGUUACAGUGGCAGACUACAUCUCAAGAGCAGAAUCUCAGAGCCGGCAGAGAAACCUACCUAAAGAAACCCAGGCUAAAGGUAAAAAAGAAAAGGUGAAGGAUGUCAUUGAAGAACAUGGUUCAGAAAAGGUCAUAAAUGGCCCGAGAAGUUCCUCUCGUGAAACAAUUUCAAAGUCACAGUCCACAGCCCCAGAAAGAAACUCUGAAAGCUGUCAAGAUGGAAGUAACCAAGAAGCCAUACUGAAUGGGGUGUCCUAAAAGGAAGUUCCUAGUUUACAGUUCCUUUACAUUACAUUUUACAAUAGUGCUUGUACAAGCUUGCCAAAGAUAGAUUAAGGAUCGCCAGUCUUUACACCACACUUUCAGUUCCUCCAUUUGGAAUAAAGAAAGGGGAGGGAUCCUGACACGUUAAACAUAAGUUGAUACCUACUGUGUUCUAAAAACAUCAUCAGAUGUGCCUUGAGAUAGUAUACAAAACAUUAAAACAAAAAAGAAAAAAAAAAAGAAAAUGUGCUGGCUAUAGGAUUUCUUUUUCUUUGUUUCAAUUAUGACAUUGAUGGGGGGGUGGGUGGGCGGAAUCCUGCAUUAUAUUCAUUCUAAAAGCAUUAGCUGCUUUUGUUACAUUUUUAAUAAUAUGCAACCACUUCUGCACAAGAGGAAAACUAGAAAAAAAAUGCAGUCUGAAGUAUUUUGCACUGAAUUGUAGCUUCUCCAUUGAUUGGGUCUGGAAACUGGUCAUUUUAAUACGUGUUUAUUUUUUUUUAUUUUUUUUUUCCUUUUAUGAAAAAAAAAUGUAUGGAUGAAACUGCAGACCACUGGAACACACCCACAAAUAUUAAUCUGCAGUGAUAUUGGCAGUGACUGUUCUGCAUUGGAGCUUUGUUUGGUUUAUUUAUUAAACUGUACAGUAUUUAAAAAUCAAACUUAGCUAUAAACACUAAAUCGAACAUAGUGUCCACAAAAGACAUAAUCCUAACUACUGAAAGAUCAAUUUCCAGAAUGUUUAUUCUGUAUAAACUGCAUAUGUUAGUCCUUAGUGUGGUAUUUUUUAUUUUUGUUUUGGUUGUUUGAUGUGCAAUAUGUUUUUUUUGUUUUUUUUUUUGUAUGCAGGUAGUUAAAAACAAAAAAAAUCAAAAUAGAAAAAAGCAAACAAAAAAUAAAGUUUGAUCUUCCAUCUUUGAUUAUCAGCCUAGUUUCCUGGGGGAGGUAUGAAAGCUAUUAACACCUCCAUUGUUUAUGCCUCCAGCAGUGGAGAGGUUAACGUGUGAACGUAUGUAAAUGAAAGGUAAUUCACCUAUCCAGUUUGAUUACAAAAGAUAAAGACUAAAGUAGGUGUUGACAAGUGGUUUAAUUCUUGUAUUAUAAAAAGUUCCAUUUAAUUUUCAUUGAGCAUCAAGUCUUCUGAAACUCAAUUUGAACCUGCUGAUGUUGGCCAAAUGUGUUGGGUGCUGAAGAAAACUGGACAGAAAUCCAUCAAAUAAACAUCUUUCCAGCACGUA
Messenger RNA from Spea bombifrons (plains spadefoot toad), 3600 nucleotides. It is a transcript of the gene FXR1, whose product is annotated as FMR1 autosomal homolog 1. Gene Ontology annotation, molecular function: mRNA 3'-UTR binding; translation regulator activity; protein homodimerization activity. Gene Ontology annotation, cellular component: dendritic spine neck; dendritic spine; membrane. The coding region runs from base 335 to 2359 and encodes 674 amino acids. The transcript has 17 exons. Gene Ontology annotation, biological process: DNA damage response; regulation of mRNA stability; regulation of dendrite morphogenesis. The record is from RefSeq and is a predicted model, not a curated record. NCBI's taxonomy places the organism in Eukaryota, Metazoa, Chordata, Amphibia, Anura, Pelobatidae.